ACUGACGUUCACACUUCCAUGAGCUGACUGAAAGCAGUUGUCGGGCGGUUCUGGAAGGCAUUGCUUGACCUCACUGAAAUGAAAUAGCUGCCGAUUUUUCUUUGCGCUGCUCUGUUUUGAGACAUUUUACGAUACUUUUACGGUAUUUUCGAAUAAUCAUGGGUAAUUUGGCAACAACUGCACAAGUAGCUGCUGCUGAGAUUGUACCUAUCAAACAAGACAAUGACAAAAAGCCACACCCACCUAUGGUUGGAGAGCCUCCUCCGGAAUGUCCUAUGCAUCAGAAGAAAGCAAAACCAGUGGCCUCAGAAUGCCCAAUUAAUGCUGGUGGUGAUGACAUCAACCCCUUAAAUAUGAUGCCUGCACCAAACCAACAGCCAGCACCUGAUCAACCAUUUCCAUUACCCAAAGAUCGUCAAGUUUCCACUAUUCCCAAAGCGGGAAAAGAUGGAGAAUUCUGGGUGUAUCCCUCACAGCAAAUGUUUUGGAACGCAAUGCUAAGAAAAGGCUGGAGGUGGAAGGAUGAAGACAUUAAACCAAAAGAUAUGGCAGAUAUUAUUAAAAUUCACAACGCUAACAAUGAACAAGCAUGGCAGGAAGUGUUAAAGUGGGAAGCUCUUCAUGCGAAUGAAUGCACCUCACCUCGCCUAAAGAGCUUUGGUGGGAAAGCUCAAGAUUAUUCUCCACGUGCUCGAAUCAGAAGUUGGAUGGGGUAUGAAUUGCCAUUUGACCGUCAUGAUUGGAUUGUUGAUCGUUGCGGCAAAGAUGUUCGAUAUGUCAUUGAUUAUUAUGAUGGUGGUGCUGUAGAUCCUGCUUACAAAUUUGCAUUGUUAGAUGUCCGUCCAGCAAUGGAUUCCUUUGAAAAUGUUUGGGACCGAAUGAAAGUGGCAUACAUGCGCUGGAAGUAUGCCAGUGAAAUCAGUGCUGCCCAGGAAGCUAAGUCAUCAUCUGCUCAAUAAACUGCUUACAGUCAGGUUUUCAGUUACAUCUCUAUGUUAACUUGUCUCACACUGAUGCAUCCCUCCGUCAGGGUAGAACUAGUGCUAGUGUCCAAACAGACUAGGGUCACACUUGGUUUCAUGGCUGGCUUAUGUUGGUCAGGGAUUAACUAGGCUAGUCUCACUUUAUUUGCAGAUUGUUCAGCUGAAAAGAAAAGCUCUAGUAGAACCAGGGGCGGUUUAAAGCGCAACUGGCGGGUGGGGCAAUGUUUUAUCAGGUUGCCUCAUCUUAGACCGACGGGGGAUUGGGCCUCUCCUUUGCCACCCUCACUCCCCCCCUCCAUCGCUACUAAGUAGAACUCUGAUUCUUUCUAAUUUUAUUGAAACUUUAUAGCUUAAGCAUAUAGAAUAUCAACAGUCAGUCAUAUAUUUAGUCUAGUUUGUGCCCCAAAACACACGUUAAUUUUAGCAGAUGACCCAAAAUAUUAUUGUUUGAUGGGCUGGACUUAAUAAUCCCUUAGGAAAAAUAAAUCUAGGAUUUAGUAAGAACGAGAUAUAUUGAGAUUUGUGUCACAAAUGACAAGCUUAGAAUGGUUGAUACAUUUGUUCAAUGCGAGACUUUUCUAUAUUGAUCUUAAUGACGUGUUAGAUACUGCAGUUCAGCGGAUUACUGUGUCUUCUUCCCAAGGAGACAGUUAUUAUGUAAAUAGCUCCUGAGCUGUUUUAAUCUUGUUCAGUAGACCUAGUUUUGCAAGUGCUUUGAUUGCACUUAUGUGCUUUGAUUGAAAUUCUCAUUUAUUCAGUAUUAAAAUAACUAUCUUAGUCAGAUAUUGAGGGUAGGAUUUAAAAAGUAUAUUCUGAACUACCUUUUUAAAAAGAAAAAGAAAAAACAAUCUAUUGUAAUUUUCCAAUGAACCUCCGACAUGAAUCACAAAUGUGGCUGUUGCUUGUUCUUGUGUCACUGACUGACUGGACACAGCUUUGUGUUAUUAUUUUGUGUUUACUUAUUGUAAACUACUCCUUAAGGAUUAAAUAUUCUAAAAUGACACAAUCAA
Molecule: messenger RNA, 1993 nt
Organism: Frankliniella occidentalis (western flower thrips)
Lineage: Eukaryota; Metazoa; Arthropoda; Insecta; Thysanoptera; Thripidae
Gene: Cchl
Product: holocytochrome c-type synthase
Exons: 6
Coding region: 159-959 (266 amino acids)
Biological process (GO): cytochrome c-heme linkage
Cellular component (GO): mitochondrion
Molecular function (GO): holocytochrome-c synthase activity
Source: RefSeq, a predicted model, not a curated record